AUGCUUCUCAUCCUCCUCAAGAUCUUCCUUAUUUGGAAGAAGCUGCUGCUCUCCUAUGCCGGUGCAGCGACUCUUAUGUAUCACAGGGCUUUGGGCCGUACGGCUAUUGGGCCUACGAACGGCUCUUUGACCAUCACGGACAACAGAACCCGUCGAUCAUAUCAGAUUCCUAUUGUACGCAACUCGGUGCGCGCAACAGAUUUCCGACAGAUCACUGCUGCCCAGCGGGGAGCUGAUGUAGUUGACCAAGUCGAAAACGGCCUUUUGGUUGUCGACAAGGGAUACCUGAACACCGCUUGCAUGGAAUCUUCUAUCACUCUUAUUGAUGGCAAACGUGGUUAUAUCCAGUACCGUGACACUUCGAUUGACGAACUAUUCAGACAGAAUGACUACGAAGAGGUUAUUCACCUUCUGAUCUUCGGAAACCUGCCCACCCCUCAAGAGAAGAAGGCCUUCCGCCGAAGCUUGGCUGCUGAAAUGAAACCUCACCAAACUGUCGUUGAUGUGAUUCGUGCCUUCCCUCGCGAGGCGUUGUCAUACACCAUGGUACUUGCCGGUCUUUCUGCUUACGCUUCUCUGGAUGAGGGUACCCGCACUACCCAUGAGAAGGGCGAACCUGCCUUUUUGGGCAAGCCUGAAGCCGUUGAUAAAGCUGUGGUCCGAAGUCUCUCGAUGUUGGCAACCGUCAUCGCUCUGGUAUACUGCCACAAGCGAGGCCGAGAAUUCACUCCUGCACGACUGGACGAGUCCUACAUUGGCAACAUUCUGCUCAUGAUGGGCAUCGUUGAGCCAGGAACCAAGACACCGAACAAGAAGAUUGAAAACUGCUUCCAGCGUCUCUGGGUUCUUUACGCAGACCACGAGAUGACCAACUCCACCGCCGCCUUUCUGCACGCCGCCUCAACUUUGACCGACCCUGUCUCUUGCUGCGUUACCGGCAUUGUCUCGGCAUAUGGCCCCUUACAUGGUGGAGCCAUUGAUCUAGCUUACCAUGAGUUUAAGAGACUAGGCUCACCCGAGAACGUGCCAAGCCUGAUUGAUUCCGUUAAGGCCAAGAAGCAACGUCUGUUUGGUUACGGACACCGCAUCUACAAGGUGGUUGACCCCAGAACCAAGUUCAUUCGGGAGAUGAUGGAGGAAUUCAAGGAGGAUGUGCAGGGAAACCCACUUCUUCGAGUCGCCAUGGAGAUUGAUCGUGUUGCUGGAGAGGACCCCUACUUCACCUCGCGCAACCUCAAGGCAAACGCUGACCUUUACGGUUGCUUCCUCUACACUGCCAUGGGGUUUGAAACCGACAUUAUUCUUGCCUUGACUAGUCUGUCUCGCACAGCUGGUGUUCUUGCACACUGGAAGGAAGCUAUGGGCCAAACUCCUGGUCUGUGGCGUCCUCAGCAGAUCUACACUGGAAACGUUACGAAUUAG
Talaromyces rugulosus is the source of this 1422-nucleotide messenger RNA. RefSeq lists its product as uncharacterized. Lineage: Eukaryota; Fungi; Ascomycota; Eurotiomycetes; Eurotiales; Trichocomaceae. The coding region runs from base 1 to 1422 and encodes 473 amino acids. Gene Ontology annotation, cellular component: mitochondrial matrix. The record is from RefSeq and is a predicted model, not a curated record. Gene Ontology annotation, biological process: carbohydrate metabolic process; tricarboxylic acid cycle. The transcript has 3 exons.